AUGACUCCCAACCAUGGGGCGAGCGGACUUUCUCCUGAACGCAACACAAAUGGCGACGGCAAUAAUUCCAAGCAGACUGGUGAUACCUUUGUACCACUUUUCCCGGAAAUUCAAGCUCAUUCACCGCCCAAACCGGUCCAAAUUACCCGACCUCGGUAUGCACCAGUGGCCCCACGUCCCAUCCAGCCCAUCAUGCCAAAGACCGGUGCUUGGUCGUGUGCCAAGAUUGCUCCGCGUCCUAGCUCUUAUGUGGAACCGGUGAAGCGUUGUUUGGAGGACAACCAGGAUGACAUUGCUCUGAAACGUCAAAAGAAUACCGAUGCGGCACGCCGAUCUCGUCUUAAGAAAGUCAAGAAGAUGGAAGCCCUUGAAGAACGUGUAUCCGAGUUGGAGGGCGAAAAGUCCGGUCUAGUCACACGUAUCGCCGUGCUCGAAUCCGAAAAGGCCGGUCUCGAAGCCAAAGAUCGUGGACUCGAAGAGCGCAUUCGUGUUCUCGAAAAGCAAUUGGCAGAAGCCCACAAAGCUCUGACCAAGCAAUAA
Messenger RNA from Radiomyces spectabilis, 540 nucleotides. RefSeq lists its product as uncharacterized. NCBI's taxonomy places the organism in Eukaryota, Fungi, Mucoromycota, Mucoromycetes, Mucorales, Radiomycetaceae. Gene Ontology annotation, biological process: regulation of DNA-templated transcription. The transcript has a single exon. Gene Ontology annotation, molecular function: DNA-binding transcription factor activity. The coding region runs from base 1 to 540 and encodes 179 amino acids. The record is from RefSeq and is a predicted model, not a curated record.